This is a messenger RNA of Podospora anserina S mat+, 780 nucleotides long. RefSeq lists its product as uncharacterized. The record is from RefSeq and is a predicted model, not a curated record. Gene Ontology annotation, cellular component: cytosolic small ribosomal subunit; ribosome. NCBI's taxonomy places the organism in Eukaryota, Fungi, Ascomycota, Sordariomycetes, Sordariales, Podosporaceae. The transcript has 3 exons. Gene Ontology annotation, molecular function: RNA binding; structural constituent of ribosome. Gene Ontology annotation, biological process: translation. Bases 1 to 780 code for a protein of 259 amino acids.
AUGGGUAGAGGACCAAAGAAGCACCAGAAGCGCCUUAGCGCCCCCAGCCACUGGCUCCUGGACAAGCUGUCCGGUGUCUAUGCCCCUCGCCCAUCCGCUGGUCCUCACAAGCUCCGCGACUGCAUGCCCUUGAUUGUCUUCGUCCGCAACAGACUCAAGUAUGCGCUCAACUUCCGCGAGACCCGCGCCAUCCUCAUGCAGCGCCUGGUCAAGGUUGACGGCAAGGUCCGCACCGACAUGACCUACCCCGCCGGCUUCAUGGACGUCAUCAGCAUCGAGAAGACUGGCGAGAACUUCCGUCUCGUCUACGACACCAAGGGUCGCUUCACCGUCCACCGCAUCGGUGACGAGGAGUCCAAGUACAAGCUCGGCAAGGUCAAGCGUGUUCAGCUCGGCCGUGGUGGUGUCCCAUUCUUGGUUACGCAUGAUGCGAGAACCAUCCGCUACCCCGACCCCUUGAUCAAGGUCAACGACACCGUCAAGAUCAACCUUGAGACUGGCAAGAUCGAGGACUUUAUCAAGUUCGACACUGGUGCCAUCGCCAUGGUUACCGGCGGUCGUAACAUGGGUCGUGUUGGUGUCAUCACCCACCGCGAACGUCACGAUGGUGGUUUCAACAUUGUCCACCUCAAGGAUGCUAUUGACAACUCGUUCGCCACCCGUGAGACCAACGUUUUCGUCAUUGGCCAGGACAAGCCCUGGAUCUCCCUGCCCAAGGGCAAGGGUGUCAAGCUCACCAUUGCUGAGGAGCGUGACCGCAAGCGCGCCCUUGGCAACUAA